CAACUGCCAUGUUUCGGUUAUUCAGUUGCUCUCUCUCCCUCUUUAUCUUCUUCCUCAACUUCCCGCCAUGUUUACCUACUAGAACAGCCACCAAAAACACUGGAAUCUCUGAGAUUAUUGCAGCGCCGAGAUGUGGCGCACCACCACCGGACAUGAACUCAAGUACCAGCUGCUUGCAUGGCAUGAAACAUUACGUGUAUUUCCCCGGAAAACCUCGGUGGGUGCCACGCACGAUACCCAUGAAACUCACCUACGCUUUCUCUCCAGAGAACAUGAUUAGUUACUUGAGCUCGUCCGAUAUCCGAGACGCAUUUAAACGUUCUUUUGAUCGUUGGGGGUCGGUUAUUCCGGUGAGCUUCUCUGAGACGGAAGACUACGGCUUCUCGGAUAUCAAAAUAGGGUUUUACGCCGGGGAUCACGGUGACGGAGAGCCUUUCGACGGCGUGCUUGGUAUUUUAGCUCACUCGUUUUCGCCGGAGACAGGGAGGCUCCACCUUGAUGUGGCGGAGACUUGGGCGGUGGACUUUAGGUUGGAGAAAUCUCCGGUGGCUGUCGAUUUGGAGUCGGUGGCGACUCAUGAGAUCGGGCAUUUGCUAGGGUUAGGGCAUAGUACGGUGAAAGAGGCUGUGAUGUACCCGAAUUUGAGGCCUAGAGAAAAGAAGGUUGAUUUACAGGUUGAUGAUGUUGAAGGAGUUCAAGCUUUGUAUGGAUCGAACCCCAAUUAUACAGGUGGUGCUUUAUCAGAGUUAGAAUACAGUACUUCAACAAAUCAGGGCGUUGAUUUCCGGAGUAGACCAUCAAGAUGGGCAAACUUCGUCGUUGUUUUGGCUAUCUGGUUGUGCUAUUACUUUUAG
Fragaria vesca subsp. vesca is the source of this 854-nucleotide messenger RNA. Its product is annotated as metalloendoproteinase 1-like. Gene Ontology annotation, biological process: collagen catabolic process; extracellular matrix organization; proteolysis. Gene Ontology annotation, cellular component: extracellular matrix. The transcript has a single exon. NCBI's taxonomy places the organism in Eukaryota, Viridiplantae, Streptophyta, Magnoliopsida, Rosales, Rosaceae. Gene Ontology annotation, molecular function: zinc ion binding; metalloendopeptidase activity. The record is from RefSeq and is a predicted model, not a curated record. The coding region runs from base 9 to 854 and encodes 281 amino acids.